This is a messenger RNA of Maylandia zebra (zebra mbuna), 1615 nucleotides long. RefSeq names its product acid phosphatase 5a, tartrate resistant (gene acp5a). The record is from RefSeq and is a predicted model, not a curated record. Lineage: Eukaryota; Metazoa; Chordata; Actinopteri; Cichliformes; Cichlidae. Gene Ontology annotation, molecular function: acid phosphatase activity. Gene Ontology annotation, biological process: bone resorption.
CCAGCUGAGGCAUGUCAGCUUUAGGCUGCAGCCAAUCACAAGUCACCUUUAGGACAAAAAAAAAAAGCAUAACUGAGGGACUUGUUCUUUAGCGUAGUGGGAGGCAGAGAGAGAGAGAGCGCGAAGCUUAGCGUCACAUGAUGGCAGUCACUAUUUUAUCCAUCUUGAUUGCUGCCAUCCCCGUGGCCUACUGCUAUCCAACUGCCUUCCAAAACCUGGAGGAAAGUCGCAGCAACAGAACCUCCAUUAAGUUUCUGGCAGUGGGCGACUGGGGUGGUGUGCCUUAUCCCCCCUACAUCACUGCUGUGCAGAAGGCCACAGCUCAAGAAAUGAGCAAAAUAGCAGACCAGAUGGGAGCUGAUUUUGUUCUUGCUCUGGGCGAUAACUUCUACUACAAAGGUGUGAACACUGUGGAUUCUCCUCGGUUUAAGGAAACUUUUGAAUCUGUGUACACUGCAAAGUCCCUCCAAGUCCCUUGGUAUGUGAUCGCUGGCAAUCACGACCACGCAGGGAAUGUCAAAGCCCAGAUCGACUACAGCAGCAGAUCUAACAGAUGGAAAUUCCCCUCGUACUACUAUGAGCUGAACUUCCGCAUUCCCAACACGGGGAAGACUCUGACCAUCAUCAUGCUUGACACUGUGAUGCUUUGCGGUAACUCUGACGACAAUUCGGACAAGAAGCCAAGUGGACCCCUGAAUGAAUUGGAUGCCAAUCGCCAGCUGGCUUGGCUGCAAGAGAGACUGGCUCUGUCCAAGGCAGACUUCCUGUUGGUGGCAGGCCACUACCCUGUUUGGUCUGUGUCCGAGCACGGCCCCACAAAGUGUCUGGUGCAAAGCCUCCGUCCACUGCUCAUCAAAUACAAGGCCACUGCUUACCUCUGCGGCCAUGACCACAACCUGCAGUACCUCGAAGAGUCUAACAUAGGCUAUGUGGUGAGCGGUGCUGGAAACUUCCUGGAUCCUGAUACCCGUCACUGGCGCCAUGUUCCCAAAGAUUCUCUUAAGUUUUUCACCGGCAAGGCUUCAACACUGGGAGGAUUCAUCCAUGCAGAAGUGACAAAGAACAAGAUGACCGUGACUUUCUACCAGGCGAAAGGCACUUCUCUCUAUCGCACAGUUCUCUCGCAAAGAGAUCUUGAAUAGACUGAUGAGCAGGAACAGUUAUAUAUGGUGUAAUCUGCAGCGUAAGUGUGAAAUCAAGUAAUGAGUCUUGAUCUCUUAUUUUUUUUUUUAAAUCUUUGGCAUUAAUUUCAAAGCAUUUUUAAAAGAAUCAUCUGGUUUUAAAUGUGACUUUAUGCUACUGUAAAAUAAAUAGUGCCUUUGUCAUCUGUCCUGAACUUUUGAAAAUGUGGCUGUGGUGCUUGAAUUUCUUACUCUGCAAGUGCAUCUGAAUUUAUGUCUUUCAAAACAAAUGAGAAAUUAGAGAAAGCAUUGAAUGAUUUGGGGGCUUACACUGAUUUCUGAAACCUGUCAAGUCUUAUUCAAUCCAAAGACUUAAGAAAUGUACACGUUUUAUUACCAGUUCUGAUAUAACUGACUGUUAAUAUCAAUGCAUUGGUGAGGUAUGCAUCAAAAGAAAGGCACUUUUUUUUUGCAAAUAAAAGACAUAUUGUGAC